CAUUGGUAAAUGCUGUUUCGAUUGUGAAACAAAAUGUUUGUUUGUUUUUUGGUUCCUGGGUAGUAAGUUUUAUUUCCUAAUUGCUUAUGCCUCAAAAGUAUAGAAAAUGGCUAUUAUUCCCCACAAACUUUGCUUUUGUGACAAGGACAGUGAUAUUUUGAAAUGUACCUAUUUUCCAGAACAUUCCAGAUAGAUUCAGUGCUGGACAUCCAGAAAGAGUAAAACAUGUAUUGCUAGAAUGUACAGCAUACAAGAGAGAAAGAUUGCAAUUAUUCCAAGCACUAAAAGAAUGGGGAGUAAGUAAUUAUUCACUCAAGGAUAUUUUAGAAGAAGAAACAGAUUAUAGAAUUCAUAGGGAAUUAUUUAGAUUUUUGAAUGUUACAGGAUUGGUAAAUAAGAUUUAAUAUUAGUAGUUUUGUUUUUUGUUUUUUUCUCAACCAAGUUGUGCUCCAUACUCCAGUCCAGUAGGUGACGGAAAUGCACCUUGUAGUUGGUUUGCCAACUGCCAUAUAAACAACAGAAGAAGAAGAUUCAGUGCUGGAAGAAGAAGAUUCAGCACUUGGAGUAACUUCUAGAACUUUCUAGAACUUUCCAGUAAUAUAAAUAGUAGUAAAAAUACAGGGGCCUUAAGCCCAACAGUCCAGUUUAGUUCCAGCAGCCUAAGUGGAUACAUAUCUGUAAUUUUCUGAGAUGGCAUCAAGAGGCUGCAAGCAUCCGGCAGACGCAUUUUGCUAUGUCUGCGGACAAUUUAUCAAGACAAGAGCGAAAAAGUACUCUGUGGAAGCAUCUGCUAAGAUGUGUGAGGCCUACAAGGCAUAUUUCGGCAUGCCUGUCGGGGAUCAAGACAAACCCUGGGCACCUCAUUUCACCUGCGAGCACUGCAAAAAAACUCUGGAAGGAUGGUACAGAGGGGAAAAGAGAGCAAUGAAGUUCGCUAUCCCAAGAAUUUGGCAGGAACCCACUGACCACUCAAGCAACUGCUACUUCUGCAUGGUGGACCCUUCCAAACGUCGGACUGGCAAGAAUGCACCUGCUAUCACGUAUCCGGACCUUCCUUCAUCCAUCGCCCCGGUGCCACACUGCUAUGAGCUCCCCAUACCUACUCCUCCAGAGAGAGAGCAGCCGUCUUUAGAAGAGAGCAGCAAGUCAGAGAGCGAGGAAGACAUUGCAGAUCCAGAUGACAAUUUCAGAGGUGGAGCUGAGGAGAGAAACCCAUACUACCCGAACCAAAAAGACCUCAACGCCUUGAUUAGAGAUCUUGGUCUUACCAAGUCCAAUGCCGAGCUUUUGACGUCUAGGCUCAAGCAGUGGAACUUGUUGGAUGAAAGUGUGCAAGUAACAGAUCAGAGGAAGCGUCACCAACCUUUUUCCAGCUUCUUCACCCAUCAAGAUGGGCUCUGCUUCUGCCACAGUGUGACCAGUCUGUUCGAGGCAAUCGGAAUCGCCUGUAACCAGAAUGAGUGGCGCCUCUUCAUUGACAGCUCAUCCAGGAGCCUCAAAGCCGUGCUGCUCCAUAAUGGUAACAAGUUCCCGUCUCUUCCCCUGGCUCACUCGGUGCACCUCAAAGAGGAAUACAACAGCAUCAAGACCUUGCUGGACGCCUUGAAGUAUAAUGAGUACGGCUGGGAGGUCAUAGGAGAUUUCAAAAUGGUGGCAUUCCUGAUGGGUCUCCAAGGCGGUUUUACCAAGUUUCCCUGCUAUCUUUGCCUUUGGGACAGCAGGGACACCAAGGCGCACUACCACAGGCGGGACUGGCCACAGUGGACCGAGUUCUCUGUGGGGAGGAACAACGUCAAGUGGGAGCCACUGGUGGACCCCCGGAAGGUGCUGAUGCCACCACUGCACAUCAAAUUGGGCCUUAUGAAACAAUUUGUCAGAGCUCUAGAUAAGGAGUCGGCAGCCUUCAAGUACCUUCAAGACUUCUUCCCUAAGCUGUCUGAGGCAAAGGUCAAAGCCGGUGUCUUUGUCGGACCACAGAUAAAGAAGAUCCUGGAGUGCAAUGAAUUCCCCAAGAAGCUCACUAGUAAGGAGAAAGCGGCUUGGAACAGCUUUGUCGCAGUGGUUCGGGGCUUCCUGGGCAAUCACAAGGCCGAAAACUAUGUGGAGCUGGUUGAGACUCUGGUGAAGAACUACGGCACAAUGGGCUGUAGGAUGUCCCUCAAAGUCCAUAUCCUUGAUGCUCAUCUUGAUAAAUUCAAGGAGAACAUGGGAGCGUACUCGGAGGAGCAAGGCGAGCGCUUCCAUCAGGAUAUUCUGGAUUUUGAACGCCGCUACCAAGGACAGUAUAACGAGAACAUGAUGGGAGACUACAUUUGGGGACUGAUUCGUGAAAGUGAUUUACAGUAUAAUCGUAAAUCUCGAAAAACUACUCACUUCUAAAUCUUUUGUAGUCAUUUUUGUAUUACUUUAGUAUAAAUACAUGUUAAUUUGGAUUCAUAUGUUGUUUUUUCUGACUUUAUGUGAACGAAAAGACACAAAUUCACCCUUUUUCUCAUUGGAAAUAGGUACACUUCAAAAUAUCACUGUCCUGGUCAUAAAAGCAAAGUUUGUGGGGAAUAAUAGCCAUUUUCUAUACUUUUGAGGCAUAAGCAAUUAGGAAAUAACACUUACUACCCAGGAACAAAAAUUGUGUUACAUAGUGUUACCAUUGAACCACGGCAUUUAUUUGGCAUUACUUUUAUUCAGUUACAUUGUGGUGUAAUGCAGGGUUUUUUAAACAUUUUGAUGCCAAGGACACCCAAAAAUUAUGAUCCACUUGCGAGGGACCCCCUGUGUGAGAAAACAUGUUAUUUGCUAAAUUAAGUGUAUAUAAUUACAUACAAUAAUUACAAGUGCCAUUGUGCCUUUUUCUAUUAUGGUAAUGUUUUAACCCGAAGAGAAACAUUUUCAAUUUAAAAAAAAAAUAUAUAUAUAUAUAUAUAUAUAUAUAUAUAUAUAAGCCCUAUUUUUACAAUAAAUAUUAUUUUAAAGCAGCUUUAAAAAGAAUAGUAAAGUAUAACCCUUAUUUCUUAGAAAUAAUGUUUUUUUCUUUUUCAUAAUAUAUGAAAUUAUAUAGCUAUAAACUAUGGAUGUCAGUAGAAUAAAAUAAUCAUGAUUAAUGUCAUAAUUUCAUAAUGAACUGGUAAUAAUUUCAAAUUGUCAAAAAAGUUUUACUUUCCUCUUUUUUUUUUUUUUUUUUUUUUUUCGCGAAUUCCAAGAACCCCUUUGCGGCCCAGACCCCACUUUGAAAACCUCUGAUGUAAUGUACAGAAAUGUAUUAAUGAAAAUAUUCACUGUUCAAGACCUUUUUCACUUGGCUUCACCGAUCAUCCAAAAGAAGAUGACAUUUUUAUUUAAUUAUUCUAAUUAUAAUUCUGACUGUAUUGCAUAUUAAUAAAUGCAAAUUUACUAAUAAAACAAAAACAAAUUAACUUUAUGCUUUUAUUGAGUAUUGAUAGAAGAGACUGUGAAUAAGAAAGCUAUUAAGACUUACAGUAUAUUACUUGUAAAUAUUUGGCUUUAUAAAGUAUUUAUUUGAAUUAUUAUUUUUUUGUAUAAUUAUUUAGAGUUAUAUCAUC
Messenger RNA from Myxocyprinus asiaticus (Chinese sucker), 3557 nucleotides. RefSeq lists its product as uncharacterized. Lineage: Eukaryota; Metazoa; Chordata; Actinopteri; Cypriniformes; Catostomidae. The transcript has 2 exons. Bases 691 to 2379 code for a protein of 562 amino acids. The record is from RefSeq and is a predicted model, not a curated record.